AUGGCUACCUCCAGCGACUCUUCAUCUAUUACAGUCUCUGUCCGAGUGAGGCCUUUUACUAUCCGAGAGGCAGCACAGAUCUCGAAAUGUGAGGAUGGCCCGAUAUUUCUAGGAGAUGGAUCUUUGGCCGGUGCUCCAACCCCAAAGCUCAACCAGAAGGGAUUAAGAUCCAUCAUCAAAGUCAUUGAUGAUCGAUGCUUAGUGUUCGACCCCCCUGAAGACAACCCCGUGCAAAAGUUUUCGAAGAGCGUUGUGCCCAAUGGCAAACGUGUGAAGGACCAGACCUUCGCUUUUGAUCGGAUUUUUGACCAGAAUGCCUCUCAAGGGGAGGUUUAUGAAGCCACUACUCGAAAUCUUCUUGACAGCGUCCUCGACGGUUACAACGCCACCGUGUUUGCUUAUGGCGCGACUGGAUGUGGGAAAACACACACAAUCACUGGUACGGCACAGCAACCUGGAAUCAUCUUUCUCACGAUGCAGGAGCUAUUUGAGCGUAUUGAUGAAAGAUCGGAGGAAAAGCAAACGGAAGUUAGCCUCUCCUAUCUGGAAAUCUACAACGAAACAAUUCGGGACCUUCUUGUGCCAGGCAGCGUCAAAGGGGGGUUUGAUGUUGCGAGAAGAUUCCAACAAAUCGGUUUCGGUAUCUGGGCUGUCGAGUCAUCAUCCACAUAA
Molecule: messenger RNA, 672 nt
Organism: Aspergillus tanneri
Lineage: Eukaryota; Fungi; Ascomycota; Eurotiomycetes; Eurotiales; Aspergillaceae
Product: kinesin-like protein Klp5
Exons: 2
Coding region: 1-672 (223 amino acids)
Biological process (GO): microtubule-based movement
Molecular function (GO): microtubule motor activity; microtubule binding; ATP binding
Source: RefSeq, a predicted model, not a curated record